This is a messenger RNA of Panicum hallii, 1843 nucleotides long. Its product is annotated as zinc finger protein zpr1-like. Gene Ontology annotation, molecular function: zinc ion binding. The transcript has 16 exons. Gene Ontology annotation, cellular component: nucleus; cytoplasm. Bases 182 to 1678 code for a protein of 498 amino acids. The record is from RefSeq and is a predicted model, not a curated record. Lineage: Eukaryota; Viridiplantae; Streptophyta; Magnoliopsida; Poales; Poaceae.
GCCCCAUUUCUCGGUUCUCCCCUCCGCUUCGCUUCCAUCCCCUUCCUCCCGCCGCGAUAGGACGAACUCGCAGUUUCCCACGAGCACCGCAGCCAAAUCAACGCACAGCGAUCGCGAGAAAGCUUCCGCAUAGCUUGUCUCCUCCACGACUGCUCCAGCCGGAAACUGUUUCCCGGCGUCAAUGGCGAGCUCCGGCGAUGAAGGCCGCGUUGUGGUGGACCUCCGUUCUGCGGCGGAGUCGGCGGCUCGGGCUGGCGACGACGCGGCGCACGCCACGCCGAUCCACGAGAUCGAGUCCCUAUGCAUGCGCUGCGGCAAGAACGGCACAACGAGGGUGCUUCUUACGCUGAUCCCGAACUUCCGGGAGGUGGUUCUGAUGUCCUUCGAGUGCCGGCAUUGUGGUGAGAGGAACAAUGAGAUUCAGUUUGCUGGACAGCUUCAGCCGAAGGGAUGCUGCUAUCGCUUGAAGGUUCCUUCUGGGCAGAGCGAGAUACUGAACCGCCAGGUUGUCAAGUCUGAUUCAGCGACUAUCAAGAUCCCAGAACUGGACUUUGAGAUUCCUCCAGAAGCUCAACGUGGGACGUGUUCUACUGUGGAAGGGAUUAUUAUGCGAGCUGUGGAUGAACUGCAGGCUCUUCAAGAUGAAAGAAAGAAAGUAGAUCCUCAAACAGCUGAAGGCAUUGAUCAAUUUUGCCUGAAGUUGAGAUCUCUUGGGUCUGGAGAAGCUGCAUUUACCUUUAUUCUUGAUGAUCCUGCAGGAAACAGCUACAUUGAGAACCCGAAUGCUCCAUCAUCAGAUCCUUUGCUAUCUGUGAGAUUCUAUGAGAGGACACGAGAACAGCAAGCAGCACUCGGUUUCCUUGCUGAACCAGAACAACCUGGAGAGGGUGUUCUGCCUGCUUCAGCAGUGGGAUCCAAUUCUGGUGGGUUGCAAAGCGAGCCCCAUGGCUCAGUUGGAGCUGCUGCAGGUCGUCGUGCUAUAGCUCAGGGCAACCCUGAUGAAAUCGCUGCAGCACUAUGUAGAUACUCAGCACCAGAAGAGGUUGACGUGUUGCCAUCAACAUGUGGGGCCUGUGGAAAAGAAUGUGACACACGUUUCUUUGCUACAAAAAUCCCAUAUUUCCGGGAGGUGAUUGUUAUGGCGACAACAUGUGACUUGUGUGGUUACCGCAAUUCAGAGCUGAAGGCUGGGGGUGAAAUUCCAGCUAAAGGAAAGAAAAUUACGCUACGUGUUCAAAAUGCAAAAGACCUGACUCGUGAUGUCAUAAAGUCGGAUUCAGCUGCUGUGAAAGUACCUGAACUUGAGUUGGAGCUCGCAAGUGGAACGUUAGGUGGUAUUGUCACAACAGUUGAAGGUUUAAUUGUGAAAAUGUGCGAGGCUCUGGAGAGAAUACAUGGAUUCCAAUUUGGUGAUAGCACCCUUGAAUGGGAAAAGAAGAAAUGGGAUGAUUUCAAGGAUCGACUAUCCAAGCUUCUGAGUUUACAAGAGCCCUGGACUUUGAUUCUUGAUGAUGGAUUGGCUGCUUCAUUUGUAGCUCCAGCUACAGACUCGUUAGAAGACGACGACCAGCUAACUAUUGAGGAGUAUCAGAGGAGUUGGGAGCAGAAUGAGGAACUUGGCUUGAAUGACAUGGAUACUUCCUCAGCAGACGCCGCUUACAACACAAGCAGCACAUGAUUUUUGUUCUAGUAGUGUGCUAAAUGUAUUGCAGUAGCUUGUAACAUUUUCUGUUAACUUUGAAAAAAAAACUUCCGUAUCUGACAGUAAACAUCGAGCGCAAUGUUUGUCCAACCGUGUUUUGAACACUUAAAGUUUGGCUCGUAUCAACUGUAUCCUGUAACA